Mesorhabditis spiculigera is the source of this 404-nucleotide messenger RNA. The record is from the annotation of a GenBank genome assembly. NCBI's taxonomy places the organism in Eukaryota, Metazoa, Nematoda, Chromadorea, Rhabditida, Rhabditidae.
AUGGGCGGAAGGAGGAAUCGAGAGGACAGAAAUGCCGCACUCCGCGGACGUCGCGAGCGCACUUCCUUUAACCGGAUGCAGCUUGAACACCUUGAAAAUGUGUUCAAGCAAACGAAAUAUCCGGAUUUGUACAAGCGCGAGGAGCUGGCUCGUCAGAUACAGCUGCCGGAAGGAAGGGCUCAAGUGAACACGCAGGUGGUCCAAGUGUGGUUCAAGAACCGCCGUGCCAAAGACCGAGCCGCCUCGAAGAAUGGGAUGAUGCUCACCGGCGAGCGUUGUCAGAGUCGGACUCAAUCCGGCUCUUCCAGCGCUGAUACUCCCCCGCCCGAGCCUAAGGUUGCCACGCCAAUCGAGUACAAGCCGAUGACGUUGCCACUACCCGGAACCGCCGAGUUUGACAUGAG